AUGUAUGCGAAUAUGAUCGAGCAGCAAACUGGGGAGAUUAACACCGUAUCUACUAGCUGUUUACCAACAUUUUGGAUACAAUAUCCCCAGCUUUGGUUUUUCCAGGCCGAGUCAUUUUUUGAAAUUAAUCGCAUACAUAGGGAUGUCUUAAAAGUUCAUUAUGUGAUCUCUAAGCUCCCACCUGAAUUAUUACUCCUGGCACAGGAUAUCUUGAAGACAAGCCCCACAUACCAGCAAUUAAGGGACUUUUUAAUUCGCGAGCUUAGCCUUAGUGAGCGUAAGAGAGUGCAACGUCUACUUAUAGAAGAACAGUUAGGCGAUCGCACUCCUACUCAACUACUGCGAGCCAUGCAAGCUCUGGUAGGUGACAGCCCUCCAGAGAAUUCCAUCUUUAGGCAGUUAUUUUUGCAACGGCUCCCUACUCACGUACAACAAAUACUGGCUAACGCUCAUCAGGAUACCGACUUGAAAGACCUAGCCCUUAUGGCUGAUAAAAUAAUGGAAAUACAAGCACCCACGAUCUCAAUUUCUUCGCCUCCUAUAACUGACGACUCGCUUGUAAAAGCUGUGCACUCCCUGCAGCAGCAACUGGCCUCCAUCUCCAUCACCCACCGAAACCGUAAUUCGCGGUCAGGCCAGCGGCGUAUUCGCAGCGCUAGUCGUUCACGUGGCAUUUGUUGGUAUCACCGUAGGUUCCGUAACAAAGCUCGGAAAUGCAUAAAGCCGUGUCGAUUUUCCAUUUCGGGAAACGAACACGCCAGCUCGUAA
Dicrocoelium dendriticum is the source of this 768-nucleotide messenger RNA. Lineage: Eukaryota; Metazoa; Platyhelminthes; Trematoda; Plagiorchiida; Dicrocoeliidae. The record is from the annotation of a GenBank genome assembly.